Cylas formicarius (sweet potato weevil) is the source of this 3181-nucleotide messenger RNA. Its product is annotated as unc-112-related protein-like. NCBI's taxonomy places the organism in Eukaryota, Metazoa, Arthropoda, Insecta, Coleoptera, Brentidae. Gene Ontology annotation, cellular component: cell-substrate junction. The record is from RefSeq and is a predicted model, not a curated record. The transcript is spliced from 10 exons. Bases 196 to 2346 code for a protein of 716 amino acids. Gene Ontology annotation, biological process: cell-matrix adhesion; integrin-mediated signaling pathway. Gene Ontology annotation, molecular function: integrin binding.
AGUGACGAAUCUGGCACGGGGUCGCUCGGCUUAUUUUUUUAUAUUGUGUUUACGGGUUUUGACGGGAGAGACGGUGGCACCUGAUCAAAUAUAUUUACGUAGUUAUUUUUAUAAAGUGUUAAAAUGUGCCUCUUCGUGACUUUAAUUCAGUGAAAGAAACACUUUGUGAGAAAUUAAGUGCUUUAAAAAAUCAACAUGAUUGCCAAUGGGCACGUAGUAGGUGACGGGUCGUGGGAUCUCAGAGUUUUUGUUACUGAUCUGCAGACAGAAAGACAAAUUCGUGUUAAGGGAGAUGUCCAUAUUGGCGGAGUGAUGUUAAGGCUGGUAGAAGAUUUAGAAAUAUCUAUGGACUGGUCUGAUCACGCACUAUGGUGGCCCGAACAAAAUAUUUGGCUUACAAGGACGAGGUCCACUUUAGAUCAAUGUGGGGUUCAUGCAGAUGCUUUGUUAUACUUCACACCCAUGCACAAAAAUCUUCGGGUGCAAUUGCCUGAUCUGAGGUAUUUAGACAUGAGAGUCGACUUUUCAAUCAAAACAUUUUCGGCGGUGGCCCACGUUUGCAAAGAAUUAGGUAUCAGACAUCCGGAAGAAUUGUCCUUUUGCAAACCCCUCGAGUCCAAUCAUCUUAAAUACAAUUACAAAGAUAUGCCAAAGAAAAAAUACGACCAGAACGGAACCUCCAGAAACGGACACGUAGCUCCCGAUACAAACACUUUUAUAGCUAACAGUAGUCCAGUUGGCAGUACAGGAAGUCUAGAGAACAAUUCUCCUUUUUUGUGCGCUCCGGUAACUCCUUCACGGAUACCCCCGUCAUCCACACCAGUCAACAGUCCAGUUGGAAAUACGAAUUCGUGGAAGCGAAAUGGUUUCGGCGCAGAUUUAAAUGGCACAGCGACAUACUCUCCAAAUUUAACAAGCAGUUUAAGUACGGAACAGCUUAAUGGCUCAUUCGACAGCAGUUUAGCCCAAAGCCCACCCGCACCAAGCCCCGAGGCGAGGAAACAUUUAAUAAAACCAAAAUCACUUUUAGAAAAGGCGAGAAUGAAUAUUGCGUGGUUGGAUUCAUCACUUUCCAUAAUGGAACAAGGAAUCCGGGAACACGACACACUUUGUUUGAGGUUCAAAUUUUAUGUGUUUUACGACCUUAACCCUAAAUAUGAUGCCAUUCGAAUAAAUCAAAUAUAUGAGCAGGCCAAGUGGCAACUUUUGAAUGAGGAAAUUGAAUGUACGGAGGAAGAAAUGCUUAUGUUUGCGGCUCUGCAGUUGCAAAUCAACCUCCAAGCGACACAACCGCAACAAUCGUUCAACACUAAUGGAAAAUCCCCUUCACCUAUCGAAGACGAUAUUGAUGCGGCUUUGAAUAAUUUGCAAACAACUUUGGAAGGUAGCAAUAUAAGCACGCAUUCAAAUGAUAUCACAUCUGUGCCGGAACUGAAGGAUCAACUGAGAUUUUUGAGGCCAAAAAGGUUUACAUUAAAGGCCUACAAAAAGUAUUGGUUUACAUGCAGAGACUUGCACCUUUAUAUGUACAAAACGAGGGAAGAUAUGGUUCAUAAUGCUAGCUGUGUCACGAAUAUCAACUUAAAAGGUUGUGAAGUUACCCCAGAUGUUAAUAUUAGUCAAAAUAAAUAUGUUAUAAAGUUAGAGGUGCCGAGUGCAGAAGGUAUGACGGAAAUGUAUAUACGAUGCGAUGAUGAAACACAGUAUUCCAGAUGGAUGGCCUGUUGUCGGUUGGCAGCUAAAGGCAGAUCGUUGGCGGACAGUUCUUAUGAGAAUGAAAAGCAAACUAUUCUUGAUUUCUUAAAUCUGCAACGAAGGGCAGAAGAACCGGUUCUAAAUCCUAACAGUUUGGAUAUUCAGGUUGAGGACUACAUUGCCCCAAAAUAUUUAAAGAAGUCAAAAGGGAAGUUAACUCAAAGAAUUUUGGAAGCUCACACCAAUGUAAAAGACCUAUCACUAGUCGAUGCUAAAAUGAAUUACAUUAAGGCGUGGCAACUUCUUCCCGAAUACGGCAUCACUCUGUUUGUGGUCAAAUUUAUGGAUUGUAAAAAAGAAGAAUUACUAGGCGUUGCUUACAACAGAAUAAUGAAAAUGGAUAUUAAUACCGGGGUUCAUCAAAAGACUUGGAGAUUCAAUACCAUGAAAGCAUGGAAUGUUAAUUGGGAAAUAAAGCACAUGAUGGUACAAUUUGAAGAAGAAAACAUUGUGUUUAGUUGCUUAUCGGCGGAUUGUAAGGUCGUACAUGAAUUUAUAGGAGGUUAUAUUUUCUUGUCAACCCGUUCAAAAGAUGCGAGUCAAACUUUAAAUGAGGAACUGUUCCAUAAGCUAACAGGAGGGUGGUCUUAGAAAAGUUGAUCUUUUCUUGUGUUUAUACUUUGAUUGUCAAUAAUUUUGUAAUUUUCAAUGUUAAUUUAAAAUAUUAUUUAUUGACAUCUGUAAUAACAUAAGCUAAACCAAUUGAUAGGUAUGUCAAAAAUUGCCAAAUUUAAAAAGAUCUUCUGGAAUUUUGGUUGCCAAACCCGAAAAUAAGAGAUAACAGUGCCUUUAUGAAAUAUUUUUUGAUUAUUUUACUCCAUAUGAAAAUUGAUCUUGCAUGGUGCAUAAAUGUACCGCCAAAUAUUUAUAGUUAUCCUUAUACCAUAGCCGGCCUUUCGGUACAAGGUACCAGUGUUUGUUAUGCCUGUAUCAGUUCUGCGAAGUAUUCUUUGACUGAAGGUCUGACAUUUACAUUGCUAAAAAAUUACACAUUGGAAGUGGCGAAUCGGAUGUUGAAACUUAAGCAAUGGUAGACUGUAAAUGGAUACUGUAAAAAAAAUGAAGAUGGUGUAUCAAUAACCAAGAAAUUGUCUUAUUAUAGAGAUCUAGCGAUUUUUAGAAAUUUAUUGUGUUUUCAGGGACAAGCGAUUCUUAAUUAAUUUUCGUCUUUAUUGAAGGCGUUUCGUUGAUCAUUUCAAUUUUAUUUUGCUUCAUUUUAACUAGAGUUGAAUUUCGAUAGAAUCGGAGCAAAAGCAACAUUGUCUCUGCAACAGCCGGGAAAGUUUUGAAUUAAUUAUAUAUAACAAGUUAUUUUUCUAAUCUGUGGAUACUUAUGAAUAUUUAAUUUUAAGUUUGGUAUGAAGUAUGUUUAAAUUAUGGUAUGGAAUCAUUGAAACUAAAUUGGAAAAAUAUUAAAAUAUUAAUG